Molecule: messenger RNA, 1176 nt
Organism: Bipolaris victoriae FI3
Lineage: Eukaryota; Fungi; Ascomycota; Dothideomycetes; Pleosporales; Pleosporaceae
Exons: 4
Coding region: 1-1176 (391 amino acids)
Molecular function (GO): oxidoreductase activity
Source: RefSeq, a predicted model, not a curated record
AUGAAGAUUUCCACCUAUCUUAACGUUGCCUUGGCCGGCAGCGCUAGCGCCAAGUUCAUGGAGAACGAUCAGCUUGCUGCAGAAGGCAUGAUCAAGCUGGGGAUUCAUUUAGCUAAGAAUGGCAUUCCGAGCCCUGGGACUUGUACAUUGGAUAAAGUGUCGGUUCGCAGGGAGUGGGCAACACUAUCCCCCAAAGAGCGAAUUGCUUUCACCGACGCUGUCAACUGCCUCCACAAGCUCCCCGCAAAGACACCAGCUUCUGUCGCUCCAGGUGCAAAGAGCCGCUAUGACGAUCUAGUCGUCACCCAUAUUCAGCAGUCGCUUACCAUCCACGGCACUGGUAACUUCCUAACAUGGCACCGCUACUUCACCUGGGUCUUUGAACAAAUGAUCCGAGAAGAGUGUGACUACAAAGGCACUUUCCCAUACUACAACUGGGCACACUACGCCUCCGACCCAAAAAGCGGUCCCUUCUUCGACGGCAGCGCCUCGAGCAUGUCUGGCGACGGCUCUUACGUCCCCGGGCGAAACUAUUCUUGUUUUCCAUGGGACGGCAUAGCCGGGCCCUGCUACAUGCACCUCGCACCAGGUUCAGGCGGUGGAUGUGUGACAUCGGGUCCAUUCAAAGAUUUCAAAAUCAACAUGGGGCCUCUACAAACGAUGCUCCAGCUUCCAGGGGGCGGUCUACCAAAGAACCCGCAAGCCAACGGGCUAGGCUACAACCCGCGGUGUCUCCGCCGCGAUAUGUCACAACAAGCUGCGAAUGCGACGACCGACGCUGAAGUCGUCAGGCUCCUCAAGAAUUACACGGACAUUGCCAAGUUUCAGAGAGAGUACCAGGGCGCGUUUGCGGAGGGCCGCAUGGGCGUGCAUACUGGUGGUCAUUACACGAUUGGCGGAGAUGCAGGCUCGGAUUUCUACAAUAGUCCUGCUGAUCCAGCGUUUUAUCCUCACCACGGUAUGAUUGAUCGUGUGUGGUGGACGUGGCAGAAUCUCGAUCUUAAGAAUCGCGAGAGGGCUCUCGCUGGAAGUGCGGGUGGUAUUGGGGAUACAACGGCGAAGAAUGCUACACUGGGGGAUACGUUGACCAUGGGAGAAUAUGUGGGGUACCCGAAUAUUACGAUUGGGGACGCGAUGAGUACAGUUGGGGGGCCGUUUUGUUAUAUUUAUGCUUGA